Molecule: messenger RNA, 525 nt
Organism: Haliotis rufescens (red abalone)
Lineage: Eukaryota; Metazoa; Mollusca; Gastropoda; Lepetellida; Haliotidae
Product: 60S ribosomal protein L22-like
Exons: 2
Coding region: 1-525 (174 amino acids)
Source: RefSeq, a predicted model, not a curated record
AUGGAGUUCGAGGCUGUUCUAAACCAUGAACAUCAAAGUCUGAUGACCGAUGCCGGGCGUCUUGAAAUGGAGGACAUCAUCGAGGAUCAGUUAGUUCUGCAUACCCUGAUGCUGAGAUCGAGUGCCUUGCACGCAGUUUUCCAUGCCGCGAUAGGAAAGGAAACACCUGCAGCAGCAGCGGCAGCAACAACACCCACAGCAGCAGCGACUACAGCAGCAUCCACAGCAACAACACUCGCAGCAGCAGAGGCACCAGAAGCAACACCCUCACUAGCAGCAGAAGCAGUAGCAGCACUCGUCGUGGCACUAACCGCAGUGGCAGCACUCACAGCAGCAGAGGCAGCAGCAGCAGCAACAACACCCGCAGCAGCAGCACCAACACCCGCAGCAGCAGAAGCAGCAGCAGCAGCAACACUCGUCCCAGCAGUACACUCAGCACCAUUCACCAUUGAUUGCACCAUUUAUCAUCAGGAUCAGCAACAGCAGCACUAUCAUCACCACCAGCAUCAUCGAGCAGACCUGUGA